Messenger RNA from Echinococcus granulosus, 2952 nucleotides. RefSeq names its product RalA-binding protein. NCBI's taxonomy places the organism in Eukaryota, Metazoa, Platyhelminthes, Cestoda, Cyclophyllidea, Taeniidae. The record is from RefSeq and is a predicted model, not a curated record. Gene Ontology annotation, molecular function: small GTPase binding; GTPase activator activity. The coding region runs from base 1 to 2952 and encodes 983 amino acids. The transcript is spliced from 11 exons. Gene Ontology annotation, biological process: small GTPase-mediated signal transduction.
AUGGCCCCCUCUGAAAGCCCUCAGAGCGAACGCUUUUGGUUGCCUUCUGCUUUUGGAGCGGAUGACACACAUAUGAGCUCGGGGGACUACAAUCCCGGUGUCCGUUCUGAUGAAGAGCUUCCAGAAUCACCGACAUCUUUGGAUCACACGACUGUUUGUUACAGCACACCGGAAGAACCCAUUCUCCGAAUGGAGGAUGACGCUCCACUGUGCAGUGUAAUGGAGGGUGGUGAGCAGUCGCAUUCGUUUAAAAAACCAAUGUCGGUAGUGUUUCGUUUGUCCUCGGGGAAGAAGAGCCGAGGUCGGAAGGUGCCUCGAGAUUCUCUGCGUCUCCCAAUCCCCUCUGUCCCUGCAAGUGCGAUGCCAGCAACAUUUCCACAUCUUCCUCCACCGCCACAGGUUCCUGAGGAUACUCCUCUCUUCCCCGACGCUGACUCCCGACCGCCAAGGGAGAAACUCAAAAAAGCGAAAAUGAAGGAGUUGAAGCAGAAAAAGAAGUCGGAGGAGAGUAAGAGCAUUAAAAAAAUCGAGGAAGCUACCGAGGCUCUUGAGUUUCCAUUGAGGAAUCCGGCCAAGAAAAAGAAGCGUAGAAAAAAGAUCAGUGGUGUGGAGGUCGCGACUACAGAGCCGAAUGUUGAUAAAGCUGUGAUUGGUGUGCCCCUUGAAACUGCGCUGGAACGAAAUCCAAGCCACGAUGGCGUCCCUCUGCCAGCCUUCGUUCGUUAUUUGAUUGACUUUAUUGAAGAAUAUGGGCUUGCAGUGGAAGGCAUCUACAGAGUCCCAGGCGUCAAUUCCCAGGUAAAGCAAUUUAUCAACGCCUUGAACAACGGUGUGGAGUUUCCGGAUAUUCCACCCACUUCUCCUGCCUAUUUGCACUACGAUGAAACUCCAAAGUCUGUGCGAGCCACGAUGUUGGAAGUUAUGGAUGGCAGCACUACCUUUCCUGAAGUGGCUUUUACACCACCGCCGCCACCACACGAUCCGGCAGUGGUGACCAGCGUGCUGAAGCACUUCUUGCGAAGCCUGCCUGAACCCCUGCUCACAACGGAGCUGAGCUCCUCCAUCGAGGUGAUCUGCGAUCAAACGGCAGACACUAGCAACGGAGGUGGCCGGCGGCGCCGUCUGGCUGAGCUGGUGCAUCGGAGGCUACCGCGCGUCAACCGCUAUCUCCUUGCUUGGCUAUUGCAGCAUAUGAUCCGUGUGAUCGACCGUGCUGGCGACAACAAAAUGACCCUCUCCAAUCUCGUCAUCGUCUUCUCCCCAACCCUCCGGAUGUCUCAUCGUCUCCUGGCUCUCCUCUUACAGCCUUCUCCAGAAGAAGAAGCCAUAAUAGAGUUAACAGAGCCUGAAGCAACACGGGUGGUCGGUUUGGAGAAUACGAGCAGUCGAGCCUCUCCUCACUGGUUGUUUCCUCACCUGGCCUUUACCUACCGACCUUAUAGGGCUCCUCUGCCACCGCCCCCACCUUCCUCCGAGGUGGGUUUCAUGCCUCUUGAUCUGCCCGAUUCUUUGUCUGAGCUGGAGGAUGAGCUAUUUAAGCAGGAGUCGCUGCUGACAUUCACCCACCAGCAGAUCGCCUCAGGCAGGGCCAGUGCGGAGAAGGACGCCUUCAUUUGGGAGGUGCAACACCUAGUGACAAAGAUGAAGCGCAAGAGGGCCCUCCUAGAGUUGACCGACCCAGAGGCUAUUCGCGCUGAGCUAACACGGCACGAAGCACGUCUGGAGAGAGUUCAGCAGGAGCUGGUCAAAUGCAAGACUACCGAAGGCACCGCCACCACAUCCAUCAAUACUGGCUUUGCCAGCGUCAGUAACACCCCCGUCACCACGUCACCUGAGAAAGCCUCAAAGCCGGCAAGUUCCCGCCUUCCCGUCUCCCAAUUUGAUUUUGUCUCUCCGCUUUCAAAGCGCUUGAGUGGACGGCAGAAGCACCGCGCGUCGGCAGUUGUAGGUGGUCAGAUUGGCAGUUCUGGCAGUCUAGACGCGGAGUUUUGGGAACUCCAGCAGACGGUGACUAUGCUGAAGCGGCGUCUUAAACGGUGCCAAGAGAGGCCUCCAGUGCCGACUCAUCCUCUACGCGAACUGAUUCCCUCCGAGUCACUGGAUACUGAGGAAGUGUUUGACUUCUCUUUGAGGAAACCAGUUACUGAGGUGGUAGCAAGGAAGGUUUCUGCUGCAUCACUUGACAGUGAAGCCAGGGCAUCUCUUUUACGAGAAGGCACACUAACAAUGGAUGAAGUGCCUACUCCCAAAGUGGAGAGCUUUCCCGUCGAAUGGCCCAUCACACCGAUACCGUGCGUGGAAGCGUUGGCAACAGUGGUCAUGGCUAGCAGCGAUGAGGUCGGAAAGCCGGCGGCGGUGGAGGAGGCGAGAAUUACCCAGGAGGAGGUGAAACUGGGAACCCAACCAUCACUCCAAGAUCACCCGAAGCUAGACCCCGCCUCACAGUAUCCCCUCUCCAUCUGCAACUACUGGGCAGUACGCCAACAAGAACUCAUGGCCUGCCAACACGACCUCAAAUCACGCAUUCACUCGCAAGAGGCGGAAAUCGCCCGAAUUGAGACGUGUAUCAGUCAGAUGAUAGCCGCAGGAGAGGUGCGUGAACAGCAGGUGCGUCAGUACUUCCACGAGAACGAGCACCUUCUAAAAGUGGACCUUGGGACCUCGGGUCGCCUUCAGAUGCUCAACCCGCUGACCAGCCCCACUCCAAACGAAGGUGAGAACGAGGACAACGACGGAGAUGACGAGGACGAUGAUGAUGAUGAGAGUGAGAUGGUUGCAACUCUCCUGCAGCUCAUGAGGGACAACGAGCGUCUGGAGGCCCUUAACGCCUCGCAUAUUGAAAACAUCGUCUCAGAGAGGGAUUCUUGUGCUCAUCUUAAGGUCCAGCUACGUCUGAACUCAUAUGUCGCACCGCCUCCAUUGCCUUCACUUCAAAUGAACGCCCUUCCAUGA